GAGUUUUAUUAAAUGAAGCCUAAUAUAUGAUAUAGCACCACUUUGGAAUAAAAGAUUUAGAUGCGAGAAUAUGUAUGUAUAUAGUAUAUACAUCGUCUUCUUGUCUCGUAAAUAAGCUUCCAACCGAAGGGCAAUUGGGUAAAAUAAAACAUUUCAUAUUACCCCGCCAUCCCCAGAAGGCUCUUCGCUUCUGUUAGCAGCUUAAUUGUAACCGCCAUGAAUCAUAUUCUCCUCCUCCUCCUCCUCCUCCACUGCCUCAGCGUCACCUCCACCACCGCCGACUCGCCACCCACGACUGGAUCAGCCGCCUGCUCCGACGAGCUGGUCACAUUCUCCACUUGUCUCCCUUACGUCGCGGUCUUCCCCAACAAUCUGACCGACUCUCCUUCGCAGCUUUGCUGCGACGAUGUUGCCGCCGUCCUCGGCAACGGCUCCUCCGUCUGUCUCUGCUACUUCGUUGUCCGACCUAAAAUUCUUGGAUUUCCGCUCAAUUCCACCAAGCUCUUGUCUCUCACCUCUGUUUGCCCGCUGAAAGAUAAAAGUUCCAAAGCUGAUUUCUCUCUCGAGACACUCUGUUCAGGAUCAGCUGCCUUGCCUCCGCUUCAAAGCAUAACAGGUCCCAGCAACGCAAAGCCUCUCAAUAAUGGGGCCGAUAGCCCUCCACCCUCUUUGAGGGGUUCAGCUCAAGAAUCAAGUGGCAAUUCAUCAACUGAAGGGCCAGCAGGUGGCAAUUCAUCAACUGAUGAACCAGCAGGUGGCAGUUCAUCAACUGAGGAACCAGAAGAUAAAUUACCUCCUCGACCAAGCUCAUCAACCAUCCCUACAACAAUUUCAUCUGCAACACAAAGGACCUUCACUUUCACUUGGACUUUGCUAAGGUUCUCCGUCUACAUUUUGACUCCUUUAUAAAUCAGCAGCUGUGAGCCAAGAAUCCACAUUGAUUUGUAUAGAAUGGUUUUUGUAAAGGAUAGUUUAGGGGACCAGUGACUAAACACUGCCAAUUGGGAUGUUGUCCCUUAACAGUGCUUGUAUCUUUUUGAAGAUUCAUUUCUUGUUCAAAUGAUGUGCAGCAUUGACUGAAAUAGAGGUUCCCAAAGUAGUUGAAACAUAACCUUCUCUCUUGUACAUUCCUUGCAACAUAGGAAAUGUGAGAAAUAUCCAAGAAUUCAAAUUAGAAGAUACCAUAAUGCACCGUCAAGUCAAGGAGAUCAAAUUUCUGCCUUUUUUCUUUCCCUUUUUCUUCUUUUACAUAUAUUUUAGUUCCACU
Molecule: messenger RNA, 1267 nt
Organism: Sesamum indicum (sesame)
Lineage: Eukaryota; Viridiplantae; Streptophyta; Magnoliopsida; Lamiales; Pedaliaceae
Product: Bifunctional inhibitor/lipid-transfer protein/seed storage 2S albumin superfamily protein
Source: RefSeq, a predicted model, not a curated record